This is a messenger RNA of Choloepus didactylus (southern two-toed sloth), 900 nucleotides long. RefSeq names its product pyroglutamyl-peptidase I like (gene PGPEP1L). Lineage: Eukaryota; Metazoa; Chordata; Mammalia; Pilosa; Megalonychidae. The record is from RefSeq and is a predicted model, not a curated record. Gene Ontology annotation, biological process: proteolysis.
AUGCUCCUGUUCUACCAGGAGCUCUCCAAGCUGGGCCUGGGAAUUGACGCUCAGGUGGAGCUGCAGACUUUCCAGCUGCCCGUGGAUUACAGGGAGGUGAAGCAGAAGAUCACCAGGAUCUGGGAAGAUCUUCAACCACAACUCGUCGUGCACGUGGGCGUGGACUCCUCCGUCAAGGCCAUCUUCCUGGAGCAGUGCGGCAAGAACCGAGGCUACCAGGGCGCUGACAUCCGGGGCUUCCGGCCGGAGGGCGGUGUCUGCGUGCCGGGUGGCCCGGAAGUGAUCACGUCCGGGGUCAGCCUGAGGGCCGUGUGUCGGCGCGUUGCGGUUAACGCCGUCGAGGUGGCCUAUUCGCGCGAUGCGGGCAGAUACGUCUGCGAUUAUACCUACUACCUGUCUCUGCUCCAUGGAAAUGGGUGUGCAGUGCUCAUCCACGUCCCUCCGUUAUCACCUUGGCUCCCAGCCAGCCUGUUGGGAAAAGCCUUGCAAGUCCUCAUCCAGGAGCUGCUGGAGGAGGUGGGAAAGCCGGAGCUCCCAGGCUGGCUGGCAGAAAAUUCAAGCCCUGUGCCUCAAGCCAAGGGGAAGCAACCAAGGCGCAGAUCCUUCAGGGGAAUUAAAUGUUUCAUGCCGGUGAACAGGGCAAGUGAAGGAUGCAACGUGGCAACCUGGAAGUGCGGCAUCAACCUGUCCAGGAAAGCGAAGGCGCCUGGCCACGCUGGUGCCCGUCCUGCCCGACCUGGCCCUCGGCUGGCCGACCUGGAGGUGGGCUUACUAAGCCCCCUGAGGACGCCGGUCCUGGGCCAGCUCGGAGCCCAGGGUCCAGCUCCCUGCCAGCGCAAAGGGAGUACCUUGGGAUUUUCUGACUCUAAAAGCCUCGUGCCCACAGAGCCCAUGGGUUAG